UACUUAUGGGAGAUGCCAGCUUGUCUUUUCUAAGCUUGGUUCAUCUUAUCAUGGUCACAUGGCAGGUUCGUCUUUAGGAUAGGUCAAUAAGAGCACCUGCAUUUCGUUGUUCUUGCUGCAGUUCUGUUGCACGUUACUCGGGAUGAUUUGCCUUCUUGUGCUGACUUUCGCUUACGGUGCUCUAAGCGCUACCGCCCCAACAUAUGCACCGAAUUUGGCGACAGGUCUCAAGGAAGCCUUCGACAGCAUCGAUGCCGAUGGAAAUGACAUUCUGGAUGUGUCAGAGUUUAGGAAGAUUUUUGCCGAUUAUGAUCUCAACCAGGAUGGCAGGAUGGAAUUGGCCGAGUACAUGAGUACUAAUAAUGUGACGAAAGCCUUUGCUGAAAAGGUUUUCCAGCCUUUCGACACCGACCACGACGAUGACCUCCAGGGGGCUGAAUUAAACAACGUCAUCCCCGUGUUGGACACCAACGGUGAUGGCGAGGUCAGCCGAGCGGAAUUCGUCACCGAGUACACGAAGAUCUUCGCCGCGCAACAAACCGGUCCUCCUGUUGGUAAAUAAACACAUUAGCAACA
Molecule: messenger RNA, 576 nt
Organism: Haliotis rubra (blacklip abalone)
Lineage: Eukaryota; Metazoa; Mollusca; Gastropoda; Lepetellida; Haliotidae
Product: insoluble matrix shell protein 5-like
Exons: 6
Coding region: 143-562 (139 amino acids)
Molecular function (GO): calcium ion binding
Source: RefSeq, a predicted model, not a curated record